CGCCAUCCCAUCGCUCAGCGACACGAAUUAUUUCCCCAAUAGACUUCUCUCUCGCCUUAAUUUCUAUUUUCAGUUCCAUUCCCCCUUUGCUGUCCCGCCAACGACGUAAGCGACUGCGCCUCACGAGACCCUUCGCCUAGCUCUCCCACCCCUCCUCGGCAGCCGUUUCCCUGGUUAUUAUCCGCCUUUGAGCUGCUUCACCUCCCAACGACAAUGGAUAACAAUAUGGAGAUCGAUGCGGCGCGUUCGCCAGAGCCACACCACCUUUCCCCGACAACCGACCCUGGGUCGAUCCCCACGCUCGAUGGCUGGAUCGAGAGUUUGAUGACGUGCAAACAACUCGCAGAGGAGGAUGUGCGGAGGUUGUGUGAUCGGGCGCGAGAGGUCUUGCAGGAGGAGUCAAACGUCCAACCUGUGAAAUGCCCGGUAACCGUCUGCGGUGAUAUUCACGGUCAAUUUCACGAUCUAAUGGAGCUCUUCCGUAUUGGCGGGCCAAACCCAGACACAAAUUACCUCUUCAUGGGUGAUUAUGUCGACCGUGGCUACUACUCUGUCGAGACUGUUACACUCCUUGUUUGCCUGAAAAUCCGCUAUCCCCAGCGUAUCACCAUCCUCCGCGGAAACCACGAGUCCCGCCAGAUCACACAGGUGUACGGUUUCUACGACGAAUGCCUGCGAAAAUACGGCAAUGCCAAUGUCUGGAAAUACUUCACCGACCUCUUCGACUACCUUCCCCUUACCGCCCUCAUCGAGAACCAGAUCUUCUGUCUGCACGGUGGUCUGAGUCCGUCCAUUGACACUCUGGAUAACAUCCGAUCUCUAGACCGAAUCCAGGAGGUUCCCCACGAAGGUCCCAUGUGCGAUCUGCUCUGGAGUGACCCAGAUGAUCGUUGCGGCUGGGGAAUAUCUCCCCGUGGUGCUGGAUACACAUUUGGACAAGAUAUCUCAGAGGCUUUCAAUCAUAAUAACGGCCUGACACUUGUUGCACGAGCACACCAGUUGGUUAUGGAGGGAUAUAACUGGUCACAGGACCGGAAUGUCGUUACGAUCUUCUCUGCCCCUAAUUACUGCUACCGCUGCGGUAACCAAGCCGCCAUUAUGGAAAUCGAUGAACACCUGAAGUAUACGUUCUUACAAUUCGACCCUUGCCCGCGCGCAGGAGAGCCUAUGGUCUCGAGACGUACCCCAGACUACUUCCUGUGAUUAAUAGUGAUAGACUUCUUUCUCUGCAAGGCUUGGCGGCCCUUCGAGAGGGCUCCGGCGGAUUGAGCAGAUGCCGGUAUACUCUGCCUACAUAACCAAUGUCCGCCUGUCGCGUGUUGAUACCAUUCAUGAAAAUAAGACAUGUUCCGAAUAAGAUUGCGUGCUUC
This is a messenger RNA of Aspergillus nidulans FGSC A4, 1370 nucleotides long. Its product is annotated as phosphoprotein phosphatase 2A catalytic subunit pphA. The coding region runs from base 214 to 1203 and encodes 329 amino acids. The record is from RefSeq and is a predicted model, not a curated record. The transcript is spliced from 6 exons. Gene Ontology annotation, molecular function: protein serine/threonine phosphatase activity; hydrolase activity; phosphoprotein phosphatase activity. Lineage: Eukaryota; Fungi; Ascomycota; Eurotiomycetes; Eurotiales; Aspergillaceae.